Molecule: messenger RNA, 6333 nt
Organism: Enhydra lutris kenyoni (northern sea otter)
Lineage: Eukaryota; Metazoa; Chordata; Mammalia; Carnivora; Mustelidae
Gene: IL6ST
Product: interleukin 6 signal transducer
Exons: 18
Coding region: 285-3041 (918 amino acids)
Biological process (GO): positive regulation of tyrosine phosphorylation of STAT protein; cytokine-mediated signaling pathway
Cellular component (GO): signaling receptor complex; CRLF-CLCF1 complex; membrane
Molecular function (GO): cytokine binding; cytokine receptor activity
Source: RefSeq, a predicted model, not a curated record
UGCGGGAAAGAACCGGGAGCCAGCCGGAGCUGAAGCGAGGACUGGAGUGGCCCGCGGAUUCGCGCGGGGAACGCCCGGGCGCAGCUGAGCCGGGGACCGCGACUGGGCGGCCGACUGGCCCGGCCAGGCCUGGGGCGGAGGGAGUCGUCGCUCUACAGACGCGGAUGAGCGAGGCGCCGCGGCCUGAGGGAGAAUGAAAAGAGCAUGACUUUUGGAGGCAGAAGACUUAGUUUCAAGUCCCUGUUUCUUCACUUCCUAAUUUUGUGAUUUGAAAUUAAUGCAAGAUGUUGACAUUGCAAACUUGGAUAGUGCACGCAUUGUUUAUUUUCUUCACCACUGAAUCUGUAGGUGAACUUCUAGAGCCAUGUGGUUAUAUCAAACCGGAAUCUCCAGUUGUACAGCUUGGUUCUAAUUUCACUGCAGUCUGUGUGCUAAAAGAAAAAUGUAUGGAUUAUUUCCAUGUAAAUGCUAGUUACAUUUUCUGGAAAACAAACCAUCUGACUGUUCCUAAAGAACAAUAUGCCACCAUAAACAAAACAGCAUCUAGUAUCACAUUUACAGAUACAUCUUCAUUAAAUACUCAGCUGACUUGCAACAUUCGUACAUUUGGACAAAUUGAUCAGAAUGUUUAUGGAAUCAGAAUAAUUUCAGGCUUGCCUCCAGAAAAACCUAAAAAUUUGAGUUGCAUUGUGAAUGAAGGAAAGAAAAUGAUGUGUCAGUGGGAUCCUGGAAGGGAAACAUACCUGGAAACGAACUUCACUUUAAAAUCCGAAUGGGCAACAGAGAAGUUUGCUGAUUGUAAAACAAAACGUGACACCCCCACCUCAUGCACUGUUGAUUAUUCUCCUGUGUAUUUUGUCAACACUGAAGUCUGGGUAGAAGCAGAGAAUGCCCUUGGGAGAGUUACAUCAGAUCAUAUAAAUUUUGAUCCUGUAGAUAAAGUGAAGCCCAAUCCGCCACAUAAUUUAUCCGUAAGCAACUCAGAGGAACUGUCCAGUAUCUUAAAAUUGACAUGGAUCAACUCAAGUAUCCAGGAUUUUAUAAGACUGAAAUACAACAUUCAGUAUAGGACCAGAGAUGCCUCAGUUUGGAGCCAGAUUCCUCCUGAAGAUACAGCAUCCACUCGAUCUUCCUUCACUGUCCAGGACCUUAAACCUUUUACAGAAUAUGUAUUCAGGAUUCGUUGUAUGAAGGAAGAUGGUAAAGGCUUCUGGAGUGACUGGAGUGAAGAAGCAAGUGGUAUCACAUAUGAAGAUAGACCAUCCAAGGCACCAAGUUUCUGGUAUAAGAUAGAGCCAUCCCAUACUCAUGGCUAUAGAUCUGUACAACUCAUAUGGAAGACAUUGCCUCCUUUUGAAGCCAAUGGAAAAAUUUUGGAUUAUGAAGUGACUCUCACAAGAUGGAAAUCACGUUUACAGAAUUACACAGUUAAUGAAACCAAAUGGACAGUAAACAUCACAAAUGAUCGUUACAUAGCAACUCUCACAGCGAGGAAUCUGGUUGGCAAAUCAGAUGCAGCUGUUUUAACUAUCCCUGCUUAUGACUUUAAAGCUACUUGCCCUGUAAGGAAUCUUAAAGCAUUUCCCAAAGAUAAUAUGCUAUGGGUGGAAUGGACUGCUCCAAAUGAAUCUGUAAACAAAUACAUCCUUGAGUGGUGUGUAUUAUCAGAUAAAUCGCCCUGUAUCCCAGACUGGCAACAGGAGGAUGGAUUAGUACACCGCACCUAUUUAAGAGGGAACCUAGCAGAGAGCAAAUGUUACUUGAUAACAGUUAUUCCAGUAUUUGCUGAUGGACCAGGAAGCCCCGAGUCUAUAAAAGCAUACCUUAAACAAGCUCCACCUUCCAAAGGACCUACUGUUCGGACAAAAAAAGUGGGGAAAAAUGAAGCUGUCUUAGAGUGGGACCAACUUCCUGUUGAUGUUCAGAAUGGGUUUAUCCGAAAUUAUACUAUAUUUUAUAGAACCAUCAUUGGAAAUGAAACCGCUGUGAAUGUGGAUUCUUCUCACACAGAAUAUACAUUGUCCUCUUUGACCAGUGACACUUUGUACAUGGUACGAAUGGCAGCAUACACAGAUGAAGGUGGAAAGGAUGGCCCAGAAUUCACUUUUACUACACCAAAGUUUGCUCAAGGAGAAAUUGAAGCCAUAGUUGUGCCUGUUUGCUUAGCGUUCCUAUUGACAACCCUUUUGGGAGUACUGUUCUGCUUUAAUAAGCGAGACCUAAUUAAAAGGCAUAUCUGGCCUAAUGUUCCAGAUCCUUCAAAGAGUCAUAUUGCCCAGUGGUCACCUCAUACACCUCCUAGGCAUAAUUUUAAUUCAAAAGAUCAUAUGUAUUCAGAUGGCAAUUUCACUGAUGUAAGUGUUGUGGAAAUAGAAGCAGCAAAUGACAAAAAGCCUUUUCCAGAAGAUCUGAAAUCAAUGGACCUGUUCAAGAAGGAAAAAAUUAGUACUGAAGGACACAGCAGUGGUAUUGGAGGGUCUUCAUGCAUGUCCUCCUCUAGGCCAAGCAUUUCUAGCAGCGAUGAAAAUGAGUCUACACAAAACACUUCGGGCACCGUCCAGUAUUCCACAGUGGUGCACAGUGGCUACAGACACCAGGUUCCAUCGGUCCAAGUCUUCUCAAGAUCUGAGUCCACCCAGCCCUUGUUAGAUUCUGAGGAGCGGCCUGAAGAUCUACAACUGGUAGAUAACACAGAGGGCAGUGCUGGCAGUUUUCCCAGGCAACAGUAUUUCAAACAAAACUGCAGUCCGCGUGACACCAGCCCAGAUAUUUCACAUUUUGAAAGGUCAAAGCAAGUUUCAUCAGUCAAUGAAGAAGAUUUUGUGAGACUCAAACAGCAGAUAUCAGAUAUUUCACAGCCCUUUGAAGCUGGGCAAAUGAAAAUGUUUCACGAAAUUUCUGUAGCAGAUGCUUUUGGCCCACAUACUGAUGGACUGGUAGAGCGAUUAGAAACCGUGGGGAUGGAGGCUGCAAUUGAUGAAGGAAUGCCUAAAAGUUACCUACCACAGACUGUCCGACGAGGUGGCUACAUGCCUCAGUAAAGACUAGUCCUGACAACUUCAGCAGUACCUGUAAACUAAAGCUGAUUUUAUCUGUUACUUCAGGUAAAAAUAAUCUUCACUCACUGAAGAUGAUCAUUUGCCCUUGAGGACAACAACAAACUGUCCUCCCCCCUGGGCAGUUUCCCUUCCAGAAUAUCUGGGAUUCUUCUUCAAGCACUACAUAAACUGACUUCAUCCUCUGAAUAGCUGAAUGAUACUGUGCUGUAUCAGGAUGUUUGCACUGAAGAAAAACAAAGCUUGUCUCAACUUUGCAAAUUAAAACUUUGUUUUGGUAGCUAGGAAACAGAGGGUAUUUAAAUAAUAAGCAGUGAUACGGCUAUACUGAUUUUAGUGAGAAUAGGCACCAAAUAAAGUGGCUGAGAUAGAGUUAAAGAAAAUCAGAAGAGUGAGAUCUAGACUAUUCAAAUGACAGCAUAGAGCUGCAGGUGGCAUAAUUAUAUGAACCCAGCUUUUUUUGUCUGACCAAAACCAGCCAAAACAGUGGGCCUAAUUAGAAUAUUGCUAACAGGAAAUAGUAGACAUUCUCCUCCAUUGGUAAUGAUGCUGCCUAUUAUGAGACAAAUGGAGUGCAAGUCUGAAUAUUUUUGAAUAUUAGUAUCAUCAUUAAGCAGUCUAACAGAUUUUCAAGAUCUGCUUUUUAUCAUCAUUCAUAAAUUCAGCAAAGUGCCCAGGUAAGAGCUACGAAUGAAUGCCAAACUAUGUUAGCCAUUUUAAAAAUUCUUUGCCAUUUAUAAGACCUUGUUUUUUUAAAGACCUUCAUUAUUUAACAUUCAUAUAUAUAUAUACAAACAUUAUCCUUUUUGUUAAUACUAGAGAACUUGGUUGAUGAAGCGCUUUAUACAAUGUUAAAUUAAAACAUAUUUUAGGGUGAGGACACAUGCUUUGUUUUUAUUUUUAAGUAGGCCAAGAUUCGAAGGUUUUUUUUUCUUCAAACUAAGAGGAGAUGGGUACUACUUACCAAAUAAAGCAUCAUCCAAAAACGUACAUGUUGACGUUAGUAAAUGUCACAGAGCAUACCCUGUUGUAAAGGCACUUAAUGAAGGGUUAGUAUUUUAGUAUCUGCCAGUUCUGAGGUAGAUGGGACUGACUUCCUUCUACAUUGUGAUUUAGAUUUUAAACCUACUCUCCUGCAAGUUCUGUUCUUCCCAGAGAAAGGUAAACUAGGGCUCCAGAUUUUAGCACUUAACCCCACUUUGACAUUUUUGCCAUACCCUGCCCACCACAUUUGACAAGGAGGCAGGGCUAAAGACAGGAACAAGAAGUUAAAUGAAGAAAUUUUCAUUAAAUCAUUAGUGGUGUGAAGUACAUUUUCAGAAGGUAUGUUUUGGUUUUCUGUAUUUAUGUCACCAAAACUGGGCUAACUUCAAAAGAAGGAAAGUUGCUAUACAUUGACAACUGAAAUCUAAUUCUACUCAUUAUGCUCUCAGAAUAUUGUUCAUAGUAGAACCUACUGUUCAUUAGAUGUUAUCUUUGUAUUCUUGCCAGCUGUGUUUCAGAGCACUUACUUGCACACACACGGUCUUUUUGAGACGGGGGAGAAAAGACCUGAGAUUGGCAGAAUGACAGGAUGAGAAGUACAUGAGGAAGACCUGGCACAGAGAGGCCGAAUAGGGACAGAAGGACCCCAAAGUCUCACUACAGGAUAACGGCACCACCACCAUUUAGAUCUGGCCAAAGCCUGAUCCCAUCUAGGACUACAUUUAUCUUGCUAAGAAUCUGUCAAAUUUGUAUCAGUUUUCUUUUUCAUUCCCUCCAAGUAAAUAGUCCUGUUAUUUGUAAAAUGGUCACCUCUGCCAGUUUUAAAAAGAAUUCUGGUGUCAUGUUUGUAUGUGGGGGCACAGGGGCAAUUAUAAAACCUAAGCUUAUAAUCUAAGGGAGUAAGAAUGAAGUCCUUACAGAAAGAACACUGUAUAAGCAAAUCUGUUGAAACUUGCAUAGAACGUGGUGCCCUGAGUGCCCCCCACCCCUGCCAGGUGCAAGAGCAUUUUAGACAUUUAGUUGAACAAAUAAACCUUGAGGAAAUAGCCCUAGAUUUGAUUACGAAUAUGUGAUGUACAUCUUUGCCCAACAAGAGAAAUGCAUUCAUGAAACUUGUUUAAAGUACAAAAUUACUUUCCUAAGCCAGGUCUUAGGAUAAUCGUGGGUUUUUUUCCUUUAGAUAACUUUGUUUUGUUUGGAGACAUGUAAGUUGUAUUUUACUUAGGCAGAGAGAAACAAAUCUAGUUCAUAUGAAAACUAGUCUAUAUAUAAGUUAGUGGAUGUGAUUCCUACUAAAUCUUGAGUAUCCAGAAAUUUCCAUUAAAGUAAUGCUGGUAAAGCCUCUCUGUGGACAAAACUAACGCACUGCUUCUGAUGCUCGUGGCCUCACAAAGGAGUAAAAAGCAAGUGUGCCACAGGUGUUGCCAUUGCAGUUUGACUGUUAACUGGUGUGUUUGGUCCCAUACCCUCAUCCCUUACCAAAGGCACAAUGGUGAGCAACUGUGGGAAAACUCCCAAACUUAAAAUGCAUUAAAAUCCUAACAAAUAAACUUGGAUCAGUCAGCACUCAGGAACAUACCCAAUAUGUAAGUAGAAGCAAGGAAAAAAGCAAAACCAUUCACACAUUCUGUGUACACAUCGGUUCUCUACCUAGCUGUUGAAUUAAUUUCAACCUUACACAUUAAGUUGCCUAAUCCUUCCAGCUCACUGUGAAGUUCAAGGUUCAUGAAGUAGAAAUGUAAGACAUUUGUUUAUGAAAGCUCAUCCUUUAAGAACAUUUAAAUAGUUUCAUAAGUAGAAAUCAAAAUUUUUAAAAUGUAUUAUAUCCACAGGGCUAAGUAGUUAAAAUCAGGAGAAAUAAUGUAGAAGUAGGAUAAUUAUAUCAUACAAUUCUCUAAAAUUUGUUAACUGGCAUGUAUCAACCAAGUAUAAAUCAAGUAGGAGAGCUCUUCCUCCAUUCUCUUACAUUCUAUGUCAUUGUCCUAUGUUUGGUUUUAAGAAGAAAUUUCCAAACUAUAUGUUACUCUGUUGAAAUGGGUAAUACGUCAAUGUAAUAAGCUAUAUAAAAUUUUUUAAAUUGUUAAAAUUGCUGGGAUAGAUUUCUGUUGCAGGUCAUGCUCAGUUCUGUUGCCUUAAGAUUGCUUUUAAAAAUUCACUGUGAUUUGCUAUAGAGAAUAUGAUGCCAUCAAAUGGCAAGAUGUUUAAUGUGAAGUUGGUCAUUGUUGGGGUGCCUUGCUGGCACAGUUGGAAGAGCAUGCGACUCUCGAUCUCAGAGUCACGGGGUCAAGCCCCA